Messenger RNA from Hippocampus comes (tiger tail seahorse), 1456 nucleotides. Its product is annotated as tumor necrosis factor receptor superfamily member 5. Bases 350 to 970 code for a protein of 206 amino acids. NCBI's taxonomy places the organism in Eukaryota, Metazoa, Chordata, Actinopteri, Syngnathiformes, Syngnathidae. Gene Ontology annotation, molecular function: tumor necrosis factor receptor activity; protein binding. Gene Ontology annotation, cellular component: membrane raft; CD95 death-inducing signaling complex; external side of plasma membrane. The transcript has 7 exons. Gene Ontology annotation, biological process: activation-induced cell death of T cells; regulation of stress-activated MAPK cascade; motor neuron apoptotic process. The record is from RefSeq and is a predicted model, not a curated record.
CAAAAUUCUUGAUGCCCGACCAUUCAAGAAAAGUUGUUGUGGUGCGAUUCUCCGUACAAUCCAAUCGGUCACACCUUUUAGCAAGUCGCACAGCCAUCAAUGAGAAUGAAUAAUUCCUGGAAGAGGAGAAACAUUUUGCCAAAUGUGAGAGACGGCCGUGCGGGUCUCUGCACAGAGGAAGGGGGUCGCCGCUGUGAGAUUUGAAAGACAGCGACCUAAUGGCGGGCUUUCACGAUGACUCAACUGUGACAUUUCAAGUUAGUCAAAGUCACACACUUUUGAGUCCCCGUUCAGCUUUGACAUUUGCCGACUGGGGGUCUCAAGCGGCAUUCUUGUCUCGUCAGCCACGAUGCGCACGCUCUCACGUCUUCUUUUUGCGUCCUUUUGCGGCCUGUGCUUGCUUUCGUGCGCGCUGUCAAUGCAAUGCAAGGACUCGCAGUACGCCUGGCCCAUGAAGGCCCCGCAACGUUGCUGUGACAAGUGCCCGCCUGGUCAACACAUGAUCCGGCGUUCUCGGACCAGCUGCCAGAUUGAGUGUGGACCAUGCAUGGGCGAACGCUACACUGACUCGUACAACGUACAGAUGAGCUGCAAUGUUUGCGUCACGUGCGACAAGCCCAAUAUGGAGUACGAGUCCCACUGCCGAAACUCUCAGAACGCUGUGUGCAGAUGUCAAGUCGGCUACGAAUGCACGGAUGAAGCAUGCACGGCAUGUUGGCACGCACCAGGAACAGUCAAGCCCAGCACCACAGAUCCAAAGUGGUACCUGGUGGAAAUCCUCCCCGUGUGUGUCGUCCUUGUCAUCAUCGUCUUCUUACUCGUCUUGCCCUUUCUCGGUCGGAUCCGAUCCAAGCACGGGUUCUACUCAGUAGAAGUCAAAGCGAUUCAAGGAGUGCCGGGCAAUGAGGAGGAAGAGAGGAUGCGCAAGCCUGUCCAAGAAGUGUGCGGCAAAUUUAAGCCAGGUUGUUGAGGAGAAAGAAGAGAGACUACACGACUUAACAUAAACACCUCACCACAAUUAUUCGAGUUGGGCUUGGGAUCUUUGGAAAAUACGUUCCUUUGCAGAACACUUGUGAGUUUAAUUAUUAGGCGGGUGCGCCGCUAAUUAUGAAGGGCUGAUCCAGCCAAGCCUACUGGGACUCUUUUCUUGUCAGUCUGGAUGCCACGAUGCCUCUCCUGGGUCAGUUUUGGUACAACUCCUCCAUCAUGCGUGGGGGUCCAUCACCUUUUAAAAAUGGUUCAAGGGGUUCCAAAUCUGUGUGCCACGCCACUUCCUUGUACUGGGAUGCAUUUUGUAUAUUUUACAUUUGUGACUCGUUUCUUUUCUGAAUGGGCUAAUUUGAUGAACGAAUAAAAGCCGUUUUUUAACCAAAUAUCUGGCUUUGUGUGUGACUUGAAUGGAGUGACCGUAUGAAAAUAUCUAAUGUCUUCAUCUCAGGGCUCAAAAUAAAUAAGC